Humulus lupulus (European hop) is the source of this 2349-nucleotide messenger RNA. RefSeq names its product glutathione hydrolase 3-like. Gene Ontology annotation, molecular function: glutathione gamma-glutamate hydrolase. Gene Ontology annotation, cellular component: plasma membrane. The coding region runs from base 56 to 1939 and encodes 627 amino acids. Gene Ontology annotation, biological process: glutathione catabolic process. Lineage: Eukaryota; Viridiplantae; Streptophyta; Magnoliopsida; Rosales; Cannabaceae. The transcript is spliced from 7 exons. The record is from RefSeq and is a predicted model, not a curated record.
GCUGCGUAACUUCCAAAAAAAGAAAAGAAAAACAAAGCUAUAGCUAUACUUCAAAAUGACGGACAACCAGAGUCUGAGUUCUCCUCUCUUGGCCUUCCAACAAAGCAAGAGAUGGAGCAAAUCCCUUUGGUGUCUCCUUCCUAUCACUCUUACAAUAAUUGUAGUACUUCUUCUUGUGCCUGGAAGCAACUUAAAUGUUUGGAUACAAAAAGAGGGAAACCGGUACAAUAACGAGGAUCGAGGAAACGAUGAUUUCGUUAUCGAGUCACAUGAGGGUGUUGUUGCAGCUGAUGUUGGCAUCUGUUCUGAAAUCGGAGCUUCGUUCCUCAGGCAGAAUGGCCAUGCUGUUGAUGCUGCCGUCGCAACCGCACUUUGCCUCGGCAUCCUUAAUCCGGUCUCCACCGGGAUCGGAGGAGGUGGUUUCAUGAUCGUCCGAUCUUCAACAACCCUCAAAUCCCAAGCUUUUGAUUUCAGGGAGACUGCUCCUUCGGCUGCUUCAGAGAACAUGUAUGCAAACGCUCCAAGUAACAAGCUUUACGGUCCACUGUCUGCGGGAGUUCCUGGUGAGAUAGCUGGCCUGCACAAAGCCUGGUUGAAAUAUGGACGUUUGGAAUGGAGUACUUUGUUCCAACCAGCUAUAAAACUUGCUAAAGGUGGAUUUUUAGUUAGUCCUUUCAUGGGACAAAAUAUACGUGAGAACUCACAUUUGAUUUUGAGCAACCAUGGAUUGAGACAAGUUUUUGCUCCUAACGGGAAGUUGUUAAAAGCUGGUGAUACAUGCUACAAUGUUGAACUUGGCCGUAGUUUGGAGCAAAUUGCAGAGCUAGGGCCAGACGCCUUGUAUAAUGGUCCGGUUGGUGAGAAACUAGUCAAAGAUGUGAGAGAGGCUGGUGGGAUUUUGACAAUGGAGGAUUUGAGAAAUUACAAGGUGGAGACUAUGGAUGCCAUGGUUGCAAACGUAAUGGGCUACACUUUAUUUGGGAUGCCACCUCCUUCAAGUGGAACUCUCGGGCUUUCUCUGAUAGCGAAUGUCUUUGAUAGUUAUGGAAGCCCUGAUGCUGCAAAGGGCGAUCUUGGUGUGCAUCGGGUGAUUGAAUCAAUAAAGCACAUGUUUGCCGUAAGAAUGAACUUGGGAGAUCCUAAUUUUGUAGAUACUAGUAAAUAUGAAGCGGACAUGCGUUCAACAGAUUUUGCUAAGCAAAUCAGGGAGAGAAUAUUUGACAACACUACUUUCCCUCCAGAGUACUAUAUGUAUAGGUGGAGUCAGCUAAAAGACCAUGGAACUAGCCAUUUCUGCAUUGUAGAUAAAGAUCGAAAUGCAGUGUCAAUGACAACUACUGUAAACUCUGCAUUUGGAGGUGGGGUUCUCUCUACUUCCACUGGAAUUGUGCUCAACAAUGAGAUGGGCGAUUUCUCAACACCUACGGAAACUACCCCAGACAAUCUCCCUCCUGCUCCUGCAAACUUUAUCAGACCCAACAAGAGACCUUUAUCUUCCAUGACCCCACUUAUUAUCACAAAGGAUGAUCAAUUAGUUGGGCUCCUUGGUGGUAGUGGGGGUUUGAACAUUAUCCCUGCAGUUACCCAGGUUUUUCUUAACCAUUUUGUUUUGGGGAUGAAACCGCUGGAUGCAGUUCAGCGUCCGAGGGUCUACCAUCUGUUAAUACCUAAUAAGGUCACCAGUGAAAAUUGGACUGUGAUAUGUGGCAAUCGCAUUGAGGUUUCGGAAAGAACCAAGCUCUUCUUAGAAGAAAGAGGCCAUCUGGUAGAGCCUAGGCCAGUGGACGCCGUCACUCAGCUUGUUGUUGUAAAAAAACUAAAAAAUCCAACUUACAUAAUUGGUAGGGAAAAUGGAAAAUUUCCCAAUGCACAACCAGUCCAUGAUACACUGAUUGCUGUUAGUGACCCCAGAAAAGAUGGAAGGCCUGCGGCCUGUUGACAUUUUUUUUUUUUAUGGUUGAAGCAUUGGGAGCAGGUUAAUUGGUUGGCUAAGCUUUCAAUUUCAAUGUACAAAAAUGUUCCAUGAUGUAAUAAUUGAAAUUAUUCAAUAUGCUUAUCAAGGGCAGUGAUGUUAACUGCAUCGUGUUGUUCAGACACAUUUAACAUCGGUCCAUUUCUUCUUCCUGUUAUGCAUGUUCAUAUGUAUAUUUAGUAUUUGUAACACACUGGCUCAAAUAUGAUUUAAUGUCGUAUCAUAUUGGUCCAAUUAAGUGUAAGUACUUGCAUAUGUAUUUGUUAUUGUGUUGAUAUUGUUACUAUGCUUUUUGUAAUGGUAAUAAUAUAUGUAAUUUGUAUAUGUUAUAAUCAUAUAUAUAUGGUGAUGUAAGAAUGAAAGUAUUUUUAUCUAAA